Neoarius graeffei (lesser salmon catfish) is the source of this 2575-nucleotide messenger RNA. RefSeq names its product cilia- and flagella-associated protein 91-like. The transcript has 17 exons. NCBI's taxonomy places the organism in Eukaryota, Metazoa, Chordata, Actinopteri, Siluriformes, Ariidae. The record is from RefSeq and is a predicted model, not a curated record. The coding region runs from base 18 to 2219 and encodes 733 amino acids.
GAAAAGGCGAGAUAAUUAUGAAUAAUAACACACCAAAUAAAACUGGUUCUGAAACGUGCAUUGUGCACAAGAAAAAGAAAUUCAGCAAGGGAUUCAGAGUGCACAGGCCGUAUGACUAUCUUUACGAUCCAAUUUUCACCGUGUCAGCGGAGAUGGACCACAUCCGGGAGAGCUGUAAGGCUCAGGAAUCUGUGGCUCGUGUGACGAAGUUUCCUGAGUUUAACUCCAUGUUCAGUGAUCUUCCACACUACCCACGUUUCACAAUUCGCCUGCAAUCUCCUUAUCCCGUUCCUCCUUUCAUCGACCGCCAGUGGAGAGGAAAUGCUGAGCACGGGAGAGAUAUGCUGCAGACACUAGCAGGUCCAUUCACUCACUUUGUUCAACAGAGCCAAACUGAUGUUAUUUUUGCAUUCCCCGAUCAUUACUCCCAGUAUGCCCAGCAGGAAGGCUCUGAGUGGACGGAAAGCUCUUUUCAGUGCACAGUAGGAGUUCAGACAGAUUACCGCGACAGUGAGACUCAGACUGAUCCUUACACCCCUGAAUAUUUCCUACGACCAGGAGCAGCGACUCCAGAAAUCCUCACUCUGACCACGCUCACUUGGGGUCAUGGGCUUCCUGCUGGCCUGAAUGAGGUCGAGAUGAUUGAAAGAGCGAGGAAGAGGAGGGCAUGGGAGGCCAGCCUACCACCUCUGAAUGAUCUCACUCAGCUGGACAAGAGGUGGAGGAUGAUGGAUGAGAUGGAGAGGGAGACGUGGGCUUUCAGGGAGCAGGACAUCAAGAAGCUGCAAGAGGCUCGUUUGGCUCUUCUUAUGCGGUUUGUACAGGAGAGAGAUUCACAAAAGGAGAAGAUCACAGUGCAGCAGCUGGAUAAACAUUUUUCCCAGAAGCAGAGAGAUAAAGAAGAACGACUCCAGAAAUUACGCAAUAACUAUGCACGCUCUUUACGGAAACUCAUAGCAAAGAGGAAGACAUUGGAAGGGAAGUGGAUGAGACCAGAUAUUAUUAAUGAGCAUUUGGAUUACACCUCUCAGAUGUACGCUCCACUCUCCCACCAUGGACUCUUCCCUGAUCGACACGCACAAGGUGAUGCUGUCAAGAGCCACUUCCUCGAUACCUACCAAGGUCUGUUGGAGCUGGAGGCAAGUCUUCCACUUUCGGUCCUGGAGCUACAAACAAAAACCCCAAUGCCAAAGAACAAAGGUUUCAUCAGUCGCUCAGACCGCAGAGAAAUUGAGAUAAUGAAGAUUCACCAGGCAUUGAUAGACAAGAAGUUUCAGGUGGAGGAAAAGAAGCCUCUACGCUUCCUUUACAGGGUGGAGAAACCAGUCCCUCGUCCCCCGACACCUGUGGUGGACGCGCCUCCUGAGGGAGAAGAGGAAAAGGAGCUUGCUGUCAUUUUCCUACAGAAGCUGCUCAGAGGCAGAUCCAUCCAGAACCAGAUGCUGGAAGGUGCAGAAAAGCAGCUGGAGCUGAUCCAGGAGCUGCGCACCACCCAUGCCCUGCAGCUGGAGGAGCAAGAACUACAGAGAGCAGAUAAAGAGGUCACACUGGCCCUGCGGAGAGAGAAAGAGCAAGAGAGAGCCAUGAAAAAGCUCUCAGAAGUCGAUGUGGAUGGCCUUUCAGGGGCAGUGAUUGGCGACAUGCUGGACUUCCUGUCAAAGGAGCUGAUUCGCCUCCAGGAAGAAAGAAGGAUCCAUGCUUUCAUUCUGCUGGCUGAAAGAGACCGCCGCCUUCGUGAGGCUAAAGAGAGUGGGUGGAGACAGGUGGAAGAACGGAGACGGAGAGAGGAAGACGAGAUCUUUAGACAGGUGAUGAAGGUGCACCAGGCCACAGUAGAUCUAUACCUGGAAGAUGUGAUCCUGGUUAGCAUCGAUCAAACCGCCGAGGCUCAGGCCAGAAAAGAGAUCCACCACAUGGCAGAGGAGCUCAACAACAUCACCUAUGCCAUGGAGGAAACGAGAAACAAUAUGCAGUCAGAGGAGAUUGUAGCUCAACUUGUCCACAGCUUCCUCAUUCCUGAAGUAAACAAGGGCAUUGCCCGUGACAGAGUGAGGAAGAAUCAAAGGAGGCACUUGACUGCAGCACGUACCCUCAUCCAUGGCACUGACAGCUCCUCCACAAGCCCUCGGCCUCUCUCUCCCCCAACCAGAGUGUCCACCUCACUGCUCUCUCAGAUAAUCGAGCAGGUGGAGGAGGCUUCAUGCAACAGUGAUUACUAGAAUGAUCAGGAGAAUGAACACACUGAUUAAGGAUAAUUGGUUAGAACUACACUAUAGGACUAAAAGUUUAUGGACACCUGACCAUCACCUGGCCCGGGGUCGCAGUUGGCAUUCCAGUUCAUCCCAAAGAUGUUCAGUGGGGUUAAGGCAAUAAAGAUGCACCAGGCCACAGUGGAUCUGUACCUGGAGAGAAUGUCAAGUCAAGUUUAUUCGUAUAGUGCUUUUAACAACAGACACUGUUGCAAAGCAGCUGUGAUCCCGGAUAGUAUCAAUCAAAUCACCAAGGCUCUAGCCAGAGAAGAGAUCCACCAUGUGGCAGAGGAACUAAACAUCACCACCUACACCAUGGAGGAAAU